Messenger RNA from Podarcis raffonei (Aeolian wall lizard), 2095 nucleotides. Its product is annotated as BPI fold-containing family B member 3-like. Gene Ontology annotation, molecular function: lipid binding. The transcript is spliced from 15 exons. The coding region runs from base 27 to 1817 and encodes 596 amino acids. The record is from RefSeq and is a predicted model, not a curated record. NCBI's taxonomy places the organism in Eukaryota, Metazoa, Chordata, Lepidosauria, Squamata, Lacertidae.
AAUAUUUUCUCAGGUACCAGAUCAAGAUGCUAAAGGCUUGGACUGUCCUCCUCCUUUGCGGCCUCCUGCCCUCCACCCAAGCUCUCACUGACGAUGUCCUUUCGAUGGCCCGGCUGCAUAAGGAUGUCCUGGAGAAUGGCAUCUCAGAUACGCUGGCCAAAGGCAACCUGCUCCAGGGACUCUUGGGGCAAGUGCUUGGUGGAGACCUUCUAGGAGAGAUCCUUGGAGGCCAAGGAGGUCCUCUCGGCUUGGUUGGAGGCUUGGCUGGAGGUGCCCUUGGAGGCCAAGGAGGAGGUCCUCUCGGCUUGGUAGGAGGCUUGGCUGGAGGUGCCCUUGGAGGCCAAGGAGGAGGUCCUCUCGGCUUGGUAGGAGGCUUGGCUGGAGGUGCCCUUGGAGGCCAAGGAGGAGGUCCUCUCGGCUUGGUAGGAGGCUUGGCUGGAGGUGCCCUUGGAGGCCAAGGAGGAGGUCCUCUCGGCUUGGUAGGAGGCUUGGCUGGAGGUGCCCUUGGAGGCCAAGGAGGAGGUCCUCUCGGCUUGGUCGGAGGCUUGGCUGGAGGAGUUCUUGGAGGCCAAGGCGGAGGACCUCUUGGGAUUGUCGGCGGUGCCCUGGGAGGCAAAGGAGGUCUCCUCGGUGGUGUCCUUGGACGUGAAGGUCUCCUUGGCUUGAAGUUGGUGGACGUCGUCCUUCCUAAGGUCUCACUGAAAUUCUUGAAAGGCAUUGGGGUCGGACUGAACAUCUAUACCAAAGUUGCUCUCAAGGGAGAUACGCUUUUGGGUGGGCUGCUGAAUCUUCUGGUGGAAGUGAACAUCACCGCAAAUGCACGUCUGGUCCAGGACAAGUCAGGCACUCCCAUCCUAGUUGUGGAAAACUGCAAGACCAACCUGGGUAACAUUCAGAUCCUGUCUGGGUUCCUUCCACUCAACUUGGACAGGGUCUUGACUAAUCUCCUGAGCAAUGUCCUCCCUGGAGUGCUGUGUCCGGUUGUAGAUCUUGUGCUGAAUAUUGUGAACACCCUUCUUGGCACGGUCAACAGUGUCUGCCCAUUUGGUACACUCGGAAAACUACAUUACACCCUGGCUGGCCUGCCAUGGUUCAGCGAUGAACAACAAAUUGUGCUGAAUCUGAAUGUCUUAGUGCUUGAUAAUGAAGGCAACUCCAUCAAGCUUCCCCCAAGCAAGCUGCCCUCUCUUCCUCCAGCUGGGGACCAGACUUCCCAGUUGCUUCUCUCUGGUGACCUCAUUUCCUCCUUGCUGCAACUGGUGAUGAAGAACGGGCAGCUCAACGUAGACAUCACUGACCAAGCGCUCCGUGGAGCCGUCCCACUGACAACGUCUGCACUUCAAUCUGUGCUACCUCAGCUGUCCCGGCUGCUGCCAACAAGCCUGCCCCUGGUAGUCAAGAUCCGGAUCAGCGACCUUCCGGGAGUGUCUUUGCAAAACGGGAAGCUCACGGUGACCCUCGCUGCUGCCGUUGAUGUUUUCGCCCUCGCAGACUCCGGCCCUGAGCUUCUCUUUGGGUUGAAUGCUCAAAUCGACUUGAGUGGAUCUGUCCGCAUUUCAGGAGCAAAAUUGGCCGUCUCCUUAUCUCUUGACAACGUCAGCCUCAACGUCUCGUCUUCCCAGAUCGGCUCCUUUGAUGUUGCCGUACUCAAAACCUGGAUCACAAACCUUCUCAGAAUUGGAUAUCUGCCUGUGAUCAACGGUGCCCUGGAGAUAGGAAUCCCACUCCCUAACCUCUUCAACCUGAACUUCGCCGCUGGGGAUGUCAACAUUGUUGAUAAUGCAUUGCUGGCGAGCGUGACUCCUAAACUCCUCUAGAGCAGACGUAUCCGCACAGCUGCAGAAAUGAGCUCCGAGGCAGAAGUCUCGUCCGCGCUCCUUGCUGUUCCCGGUGACAUCUUGGCCCAGGAAUCUGACUGCAGAAGAGUCUUCUCUCAUCCUCCUUCAUCGUCUCAUUGAGCUGCAGAGCUGCCUUUAGAAUGACCUCAGCUAUGUUUCCUCUAGUUCUUCCUUGGCAAGAACUCUGGGCUGCUUGUGUACUGUCUGGGGUGCUUAUUGACAUCCUCGCUCAGUAAAAAUAUGUCACUUUCUCAGCA